GGCUCCGGGCCGAGCCCGACCCGGGACGAGGAGGGGCUGAGCCGCGGGGGAUCCUGGAAGAAUCGGCGGGGAGGUGGGGAUUCUGGGAGGAAAACUCCAUUUCCUCCUUCCCCGCCGGCUUCUCCCGGCCAGCCCCAGCACCCCAAAUUUCGAGGUAUCGCCCCGCGGGCGCAAAGCGGCCGCGCGUCCAGGAACAUGCUGGGCAUGUACGUGCCGGACAGGUUCUCCCUGAAGUCCUCCCGGGUGCAGGACGGGAUGGGGCUCUACACGGCCCGCAGAGUACGAAAGGGUGAGAAGUUUGGACCCUUUGCUGGAGAGAAGAGGAUGCCUGAAGACUUGGAUGAAAAUAUGGACUACAGGCUCAUGUGGGAGGUUCGUGGGAGUAAGGGGGAAGUUCUGUACAUUUUGGAUGCCACCAACCCACGACACUCCAACUGGCUUCGUUUUGUUCAUGAGGCACCAUCUCAGGAGCAGAAGAAUUUGGCUGCCAUUCAACAUCCCAUUUCUUUAUUUCAGGAAGGCGAAAACAUUUUCUAUUUGGCAGUUGAAGAUAUAGAAACAGACACAGAGCUUCUGAUCGGCUACUUGGACAGUGACAUGGAGGCUGAUGAGGAAGAGCAGCAGAUUAUGACAGUGAUCAAAGAAGGGGAAGUUGAAAAUUCUAAAGGACAGUCAGCCACUGGCAGGAAAGAUCCCCUUUGCUGUGAAGAGGACUAUGCCUGCCCACAGUGUGAAUCCAGCUUCCCCAGCGAAGAGAUUCUUGCUGAGCAUCUCCAAACAUUGCAUCAAAAGCCCACAGAGGAAAAAGAAUUUAAGUGCAAGAACUGCGGGAAGAAAUUCCCAGUUAAACAGGCCUUGCAAAGACAUGGUCUUCAGUGUACAGCGAAAAGCAGUCUGAAGGAUUCUUCACGAAGUUUUCAGUGCUCUUUUUGCAAUUCUUCCUUCAGUUCAGCGUUGAGUUUUGAGCAGCACCAAGAGACUUGCCGGGGCGAUGCCAGGUUCGUGUGCAAGGCUGACAGCUGCGGGAAGAGGCUGAAGAGCAAGGAUGCCCUGAAAAGACACCAGGAAAAUGUCCACACUGGAGAUACCAAGAAAAAGCUCAUAUGUUCAGUGUGCAAUAAAAAGUGUUCCUCGCCAUCAAGCCUCCAACAACACAGAAAGAUUCAUGAGAUAUUUGACUGUCAAGAAUGCAUGAAGAAAUUUAUUUCAGCUAAUCAGCUGAAGCGUCAUAUGAUCACUCACUCAGAAAAACGACCCUAUAAAUGUGAGAUUUGUAAUAAAUCUUUCAAGAGGCUUGAUCAAGUGGGGGCCCACAAAGUAAUCCACAGUGAAGAUAAGCCUUACAAAUGCAAGCUUUGUGGCAAGGGAUUUGCUCACAGAAAUGUUUACAAGAAUCACAAGAAGACUCACUCUGAAGAGAGGCCAUUCCAGUGCGGUGAAUGUAAAGCUCUGUUCCGGACCCCGUUUUCUUUGCAGAGACACCUGCUAAUACAUAACAGUGAGAGGACUUUCAAGUGUCAUCACUGCGAUGCUACCUUUAAAAGAAAAGAUACAUUAAAUGUCCAUGUCCAAGUAGUGCAUGAAAGACACAAGAAGUACAGGUGUGAGCUGUGUAAUAAGGCAUUUGUUACGCCGUCUGUGCUCAGGAGUCAUAAGAAAACACACACAGGAGAAAAGGAGAAGGUCUGCCCCUAUUGUGGCCAGAAGUUUGCCAGCAGCGGGACCCUGCGGGUGCACAUCCGGAGCCAUACAGGUGAGCGUCCCUAUCAGUGUCCUUACUGUGAAAAAGGAUUCAGUAAAAACGAUGGACUCAAGAUGCACAUUCGUACACACACCAGGGAGAAGCCGUACAAAUGCUCAGAAUGCAGCAAAGCCUUCAGCCAGAAGCGGGGCCUGGAUGAGCACAAGAGGACCCACACUGGAGAAAAGCCUUUCCAGUGUGAUGUUUGUGACUUGGCUUUUAGCCUGAAGAAAAUGCUGAUCCGACACAAGAUGACUCAUAAUCCCAAUCGUCCGCUGGCUGAAUGCCAGUUUUGCCAUAAGAAGUUUACAAGGAAUGACUACCUCAAAGUGCAUAUGGACAAUAUCCAUGGUGUAGCUGACAGCUAGUGGUAGCUGUAAAGCACUUACACCAUUCACAAGGGCUACUAAUAUGAAUCCCAGCUUUUUCUCAUCUGAUCAACAUAACAGAAAUAGUCAAAAGUAACUUACUGAUCUCAAGUUCUUAUUUGUUUUCCAUUGGUGUCUAUAAUGUACAUAUAAAAAAAGAGAGAGACAAAGUAUUACUUUGACCAAGAAACACUACAAACAGAAAAACUUCUGUAGCUUUGCAAAAUACCAUUUGUGUUCUGUCAUAGAAAAUGGAGAAAGGAUUCAUGGCUCUCUUGGCUAUCUCUCUGUAAUUAAGUUUAUUGACAUAUUUCCCCAUUAGGCUUUAUUUUAUUAUUAUUUUUAUACAUGUGUAUAUCUCUGUGUGUAUGUGUAUGCACACUUUCAAAUACUGAUUAUUGCAACCAGUUAUUACUAACUUAAAUAGAAGUUAAGUUAUCCAAAUAUUUCUUUGCAAAUAAGAGUAAGAGUAAACAUUUUCAGUCUCAAGCAUGGUAGCAUGAUAAAUACUUGCUAUUUUAUGAAACAGACCAAGAGUUUCUCUUAUUUAAUAGUUUCAUGCAACAAACGAGCUUAAAAUAGAGAUAUUUAAGAAUUAAGACAUCUAUUAAAAUAUUCUUUGUGUUAGAGAACUCUCAGGAAUCAUUAUUUUAUGCAUUACUUAUAUUCCGAUACUCAUGACCUAGAAUAUUUUCAUAAGAUCUGGAUAAAAAUAACUAUAACAUUUAAAUAUUCAUCAAGCUGCCCCUCUUGAGUUUAUACUGUUCUAUUUAGAAUUAAUGAUAUACAAAUAUGUGGAGCUAAAAGUAGAAACAGAAUAAGUUCUCCAUAUUUGCUGGCUGAGACUAGCAGGACAAUAGUGUAGCGUUACCUCACUAGUUAUGACAAACAUAGCCUUUACCCUCUCACUCCAUGAAAGCAUACAGUAGAUGUUGUGUGAGUAUAAUAGAGUCCUCAGAGCAUUCACAUUUCAUUUUGCAAGGGAUGUUUUCCAGAAUCUUGGCAGUUAGUGACUCUGAAACAGUUUUGAAUUGUCCUCAGUCAUCCCACAUACAUAGGAUUCCAGUAUAAAAAGUAAAGAUCUGGCAAUGGUUAUGAUGGAAAUUGUCAUUAAUCCAUAAGGAAAAUGAGAGCAAGUGCGUAAUUUCUUCUUUAGAUUAUAUUUCAGUAAAAUACUUGACAGCAAUAUACAAUGAACAGCUUAGGGAGAUGAUGAUGCAAUACACUCUUACAGUGUUGUCAAAAUGAGCUAGAGUCAUAAAGGUGAACAUGUUAGAGCUUUCAGGAUUACAAACAACCUGCUGCCUCUGACCUAGAGGAAUCCAAAAGCCAAAAAAUGUUAAAGUGAAACACAACUCAUGAACCCCUCUAACUGGAACUUACUGAAAAGAGAGGUGUGCACUUUAAAGGAAGUGGUUUGAUUAUAACAUGUUAGGAGAAUAGUUAUCUGAAGACACAAUUCUUUGACCUUACAAACCUCGUUUUAGAUUAUAUUGAUGUCCAGCUUCAGUUUCAAAAGAAACAUAAAGAUUUGAUAUAGAUAUAUUUAAAGCCUGUAAAAAUUCUAAAUUUAAAAUUCAUCAGAGGUAACCUUUAAAAAUAUAAACCCUGAAAUUAUAAUUUACAAGAUGGAUAUAUGUAGUAUUUUAGUAUCUGAUAUUAGAGAUUGUAUUUUAUAAAAAUAAAUUUUGGUUCUGUUUUGCACUGUUAUUUGUUUCAACAAUAUGUUUUUAGAGCAAAGUAAUCUUUAGUUCACCAUGAUAGAGUGCUGGAUAUCAUUUGAGUAUGAAAGGAAAGCUGUGAAAUAUGGUAGUGUUUGUUAUUUAAGUGUCCUCUGCUUAUUCGUUUGGAUGCUGUCCUUGCUAUAUGGGAUGCCCAUGCCCUCAUUAUGUAUUGACUGUGGUACUUUAGAGGAGGGCAAGUGGAAAUCUUGGAUAAUCUCAGUGAGAGUCACAAUUCUGGGACUGCUGUGAGCUUCCCUUAGAGCCAUGGGAUUAAUCCCCGUGCUGCUUCAGGGUAAAAUGACCAGGGAAAAGUAUUGAGUCUCACCCUGCUCUUGGCCUGCGGGCAGGGAAAACCUUAGAAGAAAGAGAGGACUCUCAGAGCAUCAUCCUCUUCCAAGUGCUGAAAGCAGAGCCGGUCCUCAGCAAGCAAUCUGUAUCCUUUUAUCCAUAAGAUGAUUUUUUUUAUAAAUAGUCACAAGCAUACUAGCAUUUGUGUGCUGUCACUUUGGAAUUGUUUGAUAGUAACAGAGGAAAAUGUUUUUAGGCUUGAUUGACAAAUCACAAAAAUAAAUAGUCAUAGACAACUAUAUAGACCACCUAGAAUGCAGGUAGUUUUAAAAGGUAACUUUUUUCUUUCCUGCUGUGAAACAUUUUAGCUCAGGUACUUUGCAGAUAGCCAAACUCGACACCUGUAUAGUCACAGCUAAGUGCUUUAAAAGGCAUUCAAAUAACGGGCAUAGAUUCAGGUAUCCUUUUAUAAUUGCUAUAUUUUCUUUUAGUAUGUAAGAUGUUUGUGUGCCUUGAAGUUUUUAUUUCAAAAUCACUGGCUUUUCUUCUCUUUUCUUUUCUUUCUUGCUUUCUUUCUUUUUCUUUCUUUCUUUUUUUCUUUCUUUCUUGUUGCUUCUUGUUAACUACAUAGAAAACAUAAAUGUAUUUGUUGAUGAUUAAUUCUUGGAGUUCCACAGAGUAGUUAAAAUGCUACUUUGAAGAAAUGAAUGUCUUCUAGUGUCAGUAUGUGUGUCUGCCUGUCUGCACUGCCUUUUAAUGCAGUGCUUGCCAUGCAAGUGCAUUUAUUUGCACAUAGCUCUUCUGAUCUGUUGCAGCCACGGCAUUGGCUGGUUGUAAAAAUGGAUACAGAGGAUCUUGGUGCCUUAAUGUAAGAAUUAAAUUUGAUGUGCUGCUACUCCCCCACAACUGGAAGGAAAGCACAGAUAAUAAAAAUAAUCCUUUUAUUCACAAAUGUAAAUCUUCCUUAUGCAAACUCAUUCUGGGUUGGGAAUGUAUGGAGGUAGACAGGUAAGACAGAACUAAAGUCUUACCAUUAAUACUGAGGUUUGUUUGUAUGCAUAGAAAUAGAAUGUUUGUGAAUCUAACAGAAUGCCAAUCACAUUUUUACUUUAUUACAAAUUUAUAAUAAAUGUACACAAAUCUCUGCCA
Molecule: messenger RNA, 5270 nt
Organism: Cavia porcellus (domestic guinea pig)
Lineage: Eukaryota; Metazoa; Chordata; Mammalia; Rodentia; Caviidae
Gene: Prdm5
Product: PR/SET domain 5
Exons: 16
Coding region: 196-2109 (637 amino acids)
Molecular function (GO): transcription cis-regulatory region binding; protein binding
Source: RefSeq, a predicted model, not a curated record